ACGUCAUCUCCUUGAGGCAUUGCGUGUCAACAUGGCGGCAUCCAUGGCAUCCCAGGCUGCAGCGAGAGGACUGAGGACGUCCAAACACAUACUUCUGGACAAGCUCAAGUGCACCUGGUCGAGUCCCAGGAGAUGGCUGAACCUGCAGGAGUACCAGAGCAAGAAGCUGAUGCAGGAGAGCGGCGUGGCAGUCCAGCGCUUCUACGUGGCCGGGACCGCCUCCGAAGCCCUGGAGGCCGCGAAGAGACUCAAUGCCAAGGAGAUUGUGCUGAAAGCUCAGAUUCUCGCUGGUGGCAGAGGCAAAGGUGUGUUCGACAGUGGCCUUAAAGGUGGAGUGCACUUAACUAAGGACCCUGCCGUUGUUGGUGAGUUGGCCAACAAGAUGCUGGGUUUCAACCUGACCACGAAGCAAACGCCCAAAGAUGGAGUCAAAGUCAAAACGGUGAUGGUCGCCGAGGCCUUGGACAUUAGCAGGGAGACUUAUUUCGCCAUCCUGAUGGACCGCUCCUGUAACGGCCCCGUCAUGGUGGGAAGCCCCCAGGGCGGCAUGGACAUCGAGGAAGUGGCUGCCAGCACCCCAGAGCUCAUCUUUAAGGAAGUCAUAGAUAUAUUUGAAGGCGUGCGGGACGAGCAGGCACUCCGCAUGGCAGCUAAUUUGGGUUUCAAAGGACCUCUGCAGAGACAGGCUGCAGAUCAGAUUAAGAGGCUCUAUGAUCUCUUCCUGAAAGUCGACGCCACUCAAGUCGAAGUCAAUCCUCUCGGCGAGACUCCCGAAGGACAAGUCGUUUGCUUCGACGCUAAGAUCAACUUUGACGACAACGCGGAGUUCCGGCAGAAGGCCGUGUUCGCCAUGGACGACAUGACUGAGAGCGACCCCACCGAGACGGAGGCGGCCAAGUGGGACCUCAAAUAUAUCGGCCUGGACGGAAACAUCGCCUGCUUCGUGAACGGCGCAGGUUUGGCCAUGGCCACGUGCGACAUCAUCGACCUGCACGGGGGGAAGCCCGCCAACUUCCUGGAUCUCGGGGGCGGAGUCAAAGAGCGGCAGGUGUACGAAGCUUUCAAGCUGCUCACCGCUGAUCCCAAGGUGGAAGCCAUCCUGGUCAACAUCUUCGGAGGCAUCGUGAACUGUGCCAUCAUUGCCAACGGGAUCACCAAAGCCUGCAGGGAGCUGGAGCUGAAGGUGCCGCUGGUGGUCCGGCUUGAAGGGACCAACGUGCACGAGGCGAAGAGGAUCCUGAGCGAGAGCGGCCUGCCCAUCACCGCCGCGGACAACCUGGACGACGCCGCCAAGAAGGCGGUGGCCGCCAUCAAGAAGUAGAAACGCUGCUGCCAUCCCAGCGAGCUCACUAACAUCUACUGCCGUCAGCCUUUCGACACACACAGACCUCCUCAAACCUCCGAGCUCGGCUCUCUCCAGCCUUUAACUUACGCAGCUCUUGCUUUGCCUGAUAAAGUGAAUCCAUAUCUGCGUGUCCGAGGAGGUCCAGCACCUCUCCGCAGCACAAAUUAGCUGCUCUUAAUUCCCCUAAUCCCUUUUUUUUUUUCUCCCCCGCUAUUAAAUUUUGAUAUAAUUGGGUAGGAAUCGCACACUACGGUGUGUUCUGAUUUUACAUAACACUGAUUCUGUUAUUGAACUUCAUAAAGGACUCGUGACCUCUCCCUCUCGUUUUGCAUUCCACUUUCAGCCUUUCCUCUUUGCAUAUUGUGACAUUUUUAUAGAAUAUGAGCCACCAAUCGUUUAGAAAUACAAGAAGACUUUAAGUCUGCCUCUGUGAAACCGUUGGACGGAAGCAGCUGAUGUCGGAUGCGUUUUCGUCCUCGUUCAAGCUGAGCGCAGAAGCCUCCCGCCAGUAUGAACACAGCCGCUCUGUGACGCCCUCCUGCCUCCUGCUCUAAUCUGCGCCCGAUGAAUGAGGGCUGGAGGGUUUUUGUAGAUGAUCGUCCUCAGUGGCAAUACUUUGUUACAAAAGGUGAAUCAAGAAGAGCUUUUUCUUUUCUUUUUUUUUUUUUUCUAAUAAUCAUGAAUGUA
Salarias fasciatus (jewelled blenny) is the source of this 2032-nucleotide messenger RNA. RefSeq names its product succinate-CoA ligase GDP-forming subunit beta (gene suclg2). The transcript has 11 exons. Gene Ontology annotation, cellular component: succinate-CoA ligase complex; mitochondrion. Gene Ontology annotation, biological process: succinyl-CoA metabolic process; tricarboxylic acid cycle. The record is from RefSeq and is a predicted model, not a curated record. Lineage: Eukaryota; Metazoa; Chordata; Actinopteri; Blenniiformes; Blenniidae. Gene Ontology annotation, molecular function: ATP binding; succinate-CoA ligase (GDP-forming) activity. Bases 32 to 1321 code for a protein of 429 amino acids.